This is a messenger RNA of Symbiodinium necroappetens, 305 nucleotides long. Lineage: Eukaryota; Dinophyceae; Suessiales; Symbiodiniaceae. The record is from the annotation of a GenBank genome assembly.
GAUCCACGGCUUUACGUGUGGACGGUGUUCAAACCACGAGCUGGGGCGAUGAGGCCCUGAGCAAGUGUAAGCAUUGGGUUGUUUUGGAGCCACUCGUGUAUCUCAUGCCCAAAGCUGAUCCAAAGCAGACUGCCAAGGACAAGCUCGGACAGAAAGGUCAGGGUGAGAUUCUGGAAGGUGAUGGACUUCGAAUAGAAGGCAUUCGAUGGCUCCGCAUCAGGCAAGAUAGUGUUGAAGCGUGGGUGCUGAUUGACGGCAAGGCGGUCGGUGCUGACCGAUGCUUCUUGGAGCCUGUGCCGGGCUGA